Molecule: messenger RNA, 1035 nt
Organism: Henningerozyma blattae CBS 6284
Lineage: Eukaryota; Fungi; Ascomycota; Saccharomycetes; Saccharomycetales; Saccharomycetaceae
Gene: AIM32
Product: Aim32p
Exons: 1
Coding region: 1-1035 (344 amino acids)
Source: RefSeq, a predicted model, not a curated record
AUGUUGAAACAAUUUAGUAAAUUGAAUAUUAGAAAUUUCCAUUAUAAAAUACUAAACACUGGAUUUCCUCAAACUAUUAAUCAAGUUGAAAAAAAUUCUCAAUGCUAUUGUCAAAAAUUAAAUGCUACAAUCUUAUCUGAAUCAGACGAUUCUGAAAAAAUUGAUAUUAACAUUAAAUUACCCAAUAAAUUACUCGAAUACAAAAAACAUGUUCUAUUGAUAAGUCCUAUGGGUAAAACAGAUUCAAAAUCACCUUUCGUUUGGGAAAAAGGAUGGGGUAGUAAAAUCGAAGAUAAUACAAACUGGCCAUAUUCUACAAUUAAUAUUUUGAAAAAUCAUUUAAAGGACAAAAAUAUUAAUUCAGGAAUCUUAAUCAAUGCUAUAUCUGUGCAUGAAAGAAAUUCUAACCAUAUAAUUUCCAAUCUUAUUCGUGAAAAAAAUAAUUCACCAAUUACUAAUGUUGCUGGUUCUAAUGAUCAAACUUGCCAAUUCUUAGUUAUACCUGAAAUGAAAAUCUAUAAUAUCAACAAACAAGAUUUAUCAAAAUUUGGUGACUUUAUUACUCAAGAAUUUGAAGCAAAAAUGCCAAUUAAAUUGAGCUUCGAUGAUUAUUUGAAAGGUAACGCUGAAUUAAUAUUAAAAGAAAAUAAAUCUUCUCCCAUUAAUUCAUAUAACCAUUUUAAAUUUACUGGUACAUCAAUAGAUUCAAAUUGGAUAUUUAUUUGUGGCCAUAAAGAAAGAGAUAUGAGAUGCGGAAUAAUAGGUAAAGAUAUUGCUAGGAAGAUUGAAAAAGAUAAUUUAUUAGCCAAUUAUAAUGUAGCAAUUAUUUCUCAUGUUGGAGGCCAUAAAUUUGCUGGCAAUGUGAUCCUAUAUACAAACGAAGAUCAAAACAGUACGGAAGGCUCUAAAGCCGUUGAUACAUUAUGGCUUGGCAAAGUUACUCCUGAAAAUAUCACAUGCAUCUCAAAUCAUUUCACCAAGAGAGAAAUCCCGUCUGAGUAUCUUCGAGGGCAUACUGUUCUUAAAGCUAAAUAA